AUAGCAAGCUAAUUGUGAUGAGUGUGGUAUUGUAUGUCUGUCCAAAUCAAUUCUGCGAAAUUGGUUUGUAUCAAAUGAUUCAUUGAAUCGACUCCGAAUUCAACUCCAGUGCCUGGAAACGGAGAAACUGGACUUGUUUUUGGAUCACUGUAAUUGUCUGGCUUUACGGUAAACGUUGCUAUGGGAGACGUGGUGGUUUCUUGGUUCACAUGGACGCUUUUUUACCCUGUUUGACUGUAAUCAGUUCGGAUCAGAGUGACCAUCCUGUCUCAAAACUAGCACCACAUUAACUCUGAAUACGAGGUGAAGCCAAUGAUGUCUCCAUGACACUUUACAUCAUGUUUACACCCACCCGGAUUACUCCUAGAUAAAUUUGGACCUAAUCAAACAUCAAAAGUCAGUGGGUGAGCAAAAUGUGCUCACGAUUCUGUAAUCAGAAAGAGAUUGUUUGAAUCUGAACAAGGAUAAACUGAGGGAAAGCUCCUUCAUCUGUGGUUUUCACCUUCCCUCAAAUCUACUGAGAAUUUUUAGACAUGUUGGUCUGCACUGUUUGAGUUUUGAGGCUCAUUUCUGCUCUCAUGUUAUACCUGAGAGAAGCAGAACUACACUUGUCUACAAGGUAAAGUGAGGCAACACUGAACUAAGAGAUGCUCCAGACCAAUAACUACUCGCUGGUGCUGCUGAUCCAGCUUUCUCUUCUGGCCUUUGACCUGUUUGUCAACUCGUUCAGCGAACUGCUGAGGGCAGCUCCAGUCAUUCAGCUCGUGCUGUUCAUAAUCCAGGACAUUGCCAUCUUGUUCAAUGUUAUCAUCAUCCUGCUGAUGAUGUUUAACACGUACGUGUUCCAGGUGGGACUCCUGUCUUUGCUGCUGGAGAGGUUUAGAGCUCUGCUUAUUCUGUCUGCAGUCUACCUCACACUCAGCAUCUGCCUCCACUGCUGGCUCAUGUUUUACAGUGUGAUGCAGUGUUCCAUUCCAUCCUGCCUCACACCCAGUGUUCCUGGCAUAGGCUCUGAAGGCUCCACAGCAACCUUGAAAAGAAUAAGACAAAAUCUGAGGUGGAUGGAUUCGAAUCGUUUCGUCUGGACGGACGGCUUGCAGGUGCUCUUUGUGUUCCAGAGACUAGCUGCAGUUUUGUAUUACUACUUGUACAAACGCAGCACCGAGUACCUCGGAGAUCCGAGACUGUACGAAGACUGUGCCUGGCUGCGGGAUGCUUUUGCUCGAGCUCGGCUAUGAUCUACAUCAAGAUCCGGACAGAGAUGGCAGACUGGUUUGCAGUCUGGAACACUGGCAGAGUUAAGCAAAACAAAGCUGCUGUACCAGUACAUUACCAGAACUAAGAGACUCCUAUGCAGAGCACAAGUAGACCCACUUACAGAGCAUCUUCUUGCUGGAUUAUUUAACAUCUGUCUAAACUGUUCAAACAAGAACACACCAAACAAUGAUAAUAUACACAUUUUUAAAUGCAUAUAAUAUAUAUAUUUUAAAACAUAAUGAAUACCACAGAUUACA
This is a messenger RNA of Tachysurus fulvidraco (yellow catfish), 1514 nucleotides long. RefSeq names its product transmembrane protein 138 (gene tmem138). The transcript is spliced from 6 exons. Gene Ontology annotation, cellular component: cilium. Bases 648 to 1238 code for a protein of 196 amino acids. NCBI's taxonomy places the organism in Eukaryota, Metazoa, Chordata, Actinopteri, Siluriformes, Bagridae. The record is from RefSeq and is a predicted model, not a curated record.